AUGUCGUCUUCAACUGAAAAUACUCAUUGUCCUGGUAUUGAUUACCUUAUAAUUAUUAAUCUUGAAGCUACGAUCUCUGAAGAAAUAUCACAAUCUACUAUACAAGUAACGAAGGCCUCACAGUCACAACGUAAAAGUUUUUGUAAGGAAACGGCAGAAAUUAUUGAAUUUGCAUGGGCAAUAGUAGAUACAAAAAAUUUUGAAGUGGUAUACCAACAUUCACAAUAUGUAAAACCUAAAGUUACUCUAUUAACAACCUUUUGCACCACUCUUACAAACAUAACUUGGGAUCAACUUGAAUUCGCUGGAAAUUUAAAGGAUGCAAUUGAUGCGUUAGACGAUUAUAUUCAGAACAAAAUACUUGCUGAAAAUAAAACCUUUUGUUUUUGUACACAUGGAGCUUGGGAUUUAAGGAUCCAAUUACCAAGAGAAGCAAAAGAUAAAGAAAUCGAACUGUCAAGUUAUUUAACACAUUGUAGAAUGUUUGAUUUAAAGCAAGAAUAUCAAAGAUGGCACGUUCAUCAUCCAGAUAUGACGCUAAAAACUCUUUCAUUGCAAGAAAUGAGUUCAACUUUUGAUUUAAUAAUAGUGGAAAUUCAUGAAUCAGGAUUGAAUGAUGUUUUAACCAUGGUCAACGUUGUCAGAUAUUUUUGUUCUUUUGGUCAUCAUGAUGUUUUCGUUAAUCCAAUAGAUACAAGUGCAGACUUGAAUCAGUUUAAAAAAGAACAGUCUAAAGUAAUCCAUUUAGCAGGCUUACCACACGAUGUUACACAACCUGAAUUAGAAGCAUGGUUUUCGGGUCAAGGUGUAAGACCUACAACAUUGUCGAUGAUUAAACCACCUGAUAAUCAAAAAUCAAGUGGAAUUGGGUUUGCAAUUUUCGCUACUCAUGAAGAUUCUAUGGCUUGUUUGGAUAUGAAUGGUAGAACGUUAGGUGAUCGAGUUAUAGAAGUUAGUCCAAGUAGCGAAAGAAUAAUCGAAGCUGCUGGAUCAAUGUUAUCACCGUUUCAGAUGAUAAAAAAUCAUGUUCGUCCAGGUGAUUGGAUAUGUUCAAUAUGUCAAUUUCAUAAUUUUUCUUCAAGGAGAACAUGUUUCAAGUGCAAUACCAUCAAUCCGAAUCCUCUUCCCGUGGUGCAACAAGUACCACAUAAUUUUACACAAGGCGAUUGGAUGUGUCCAAAUUUACCAUGCAGUUUUCAUAACUAUGCAUCACGCACUCAAUGUUUAAGAUGUGGAACCUAUAAACCUAGUGGUAAUGGUAUAUCUUUUAGACCAGGCGAUUGGAUUUGCCCAAAUCCAAAUUGUAUUUUUCAGAAUUUUGCAUCAAGAACUCAAUGCAUGAGAUGUGGAACAUCAAAUCAUUCAGGUUAUGAUACAUAUGGGAAUUUAACGUCAUCAAUAAUAGAACAACAACAGGGAGGUGGUUUAUAUGGUACAACUAAUGUUAUGGGCGAUUGGUAUUGUCCAUCUUGCAACUCACACAACUUUGCAUCACGUUUUCAGUGUAUUCGUUGUAGUUUACCUAAACCACCUAAUGCUAUAAAUAACAUUGCAUCAAUAGUUAAUAUGAAACCUGGAGAUUGGUUAUGUGGUAAUGAUAUGUGCGGCUAUCAUAAUUUUGCAAAAAGAACACAGUGUGCAAAAUGUGUCAUAAAAAUAUUAUCAUCAAAUACUGUUUUAAGGGCAGCUGCAUUUAAAGCUGUUGAAAUAUCACUUGUUUUGCCAUUAGAUGAGUUGGAAUACCUGCUACCAGAACCACUUUUUAGAACAAGUGGAUAUUCUUGGGAUUAUCAAAAAUCAAAUGAAUUGAGGGAACUGUUAAGAACAACCAUAACUGAAUACUACAAAAAUUACACAAAACAGCAACUGGAUAAAAGCACCACACCACUAUUUUUUAUGAUUGCUGGUGCAGGAGAAGGAAAAUCUAGGAAUGCAAAUGAGUUACCAAAUAUAUUGCAUGAAGAGUUUGCUUCCCAUGAAGAACUGAAAAAACGAUUUGAAAAUGCAUUAGUAUUUAACAUCUCUUUUGAAAAUGGCACUAAAAUAGACCUAUUAGAAGAAUGUAAUGCUGUAACUGCCAUUGCAAAACGAAUGCUUUUUCAGCUAGAAAAACAUAAAGGUGGCUGGAUGGAAGCACUUCGAAAAUAUCCAGAUGUAUCACCAGAUGAAGUAGUGUCAAAGAUUGCUAAACAUCAAAAUGUCCAACCUAAGGAUUUGACCAUCAUUAUUGUGAUUGAUGGGAUGCAAGCAGCAAUUCACCAGGAAGAUAAUGGAGUAAAUAAAUCAUCACUAUUCUAUUCAUGUAUGACAGUUUUGAAUAACUUUGCUGCAUCAGGACCAUUUGUGAUAGGAUGUUCCACAGCAACACUUAGCAGACCUUUUCAUGUUUUUGUGAGUGCUUCACAUCAAAAGCGAGUGUUUUUACCAAUACCAUCUUUAUCACCACCAAAAAGACAAUGA
Messenger RNA from Entrophospora sp. SA101, 2460 nucleotides. The record is from the annotation of a GenBank genome assembly. Lineage: Eukaryota; Fungi; Glomeromycota; Glomeromycetes; Entrophosporales; Entrophosporaceae.